Molecule: messenger RNA, 943 nt
Organism: Triticum aestivum (bread wheat)
Lineage: Eukaryota; Viridiplantae; Streptophyta; Magnoliopsida; Poales; Poaceae
Product: pre-mRNA-processing factor 40 homolog B
Exons: 4
Coding region: 1-843 (280 amino acids)
Biological process (GO): telomere maintenance
Cellular component (GO): nucleus
Source: RefSeq, a predicted model, not a curated record
AUGUUGUCUAUUAUUUCCAAAGUUUGUUUUUACUUUGAAAAGUGGCAAAAGAUCAAAGUCCAAACAAAAGAGUGUCAUCAGAUCAAUUACAAAAUAAAGGAUGGCAAAUUAUCAAAGUCCAAAGAAACUGUGGCAAAAAAUCAAAUCCCCCGAAAAGAAAAGGGAAAGCGGCAGCGAGAGAAAAGAGCAAAAGCAACCAGACCGCCCGCGCCCCCGCAACCGCCUCCUCUCGUGCCGCCGCCGCCGCCUCGGCCGGCCCGUGCUCUACCGGCGCCCGUCGGCCUCGAUCCGGCCUCGGCACCUCGAGACUCGGCAGGAGGAGCUCGCCCUCGAGUAGGACGACAGGAGGAGGGGAGCAGCAGCCGCGCCCCGUGCUCCGCCGGUGCCCGUCGGCGUCGACCCGUCCUUGGCAGGAGGAGCUCGAGCCGAGGACCGCGACCUCGAUCCGGACUCGGCAGGAGGAGGGAAGCAGUAGCCGCGCCAGCUGGCGGGCUGGCGCGCCUCCUCCUCCGCGACGCCGCUGAAGAUGACGAGGCCGUCGCCGCGUACGCCCUCAAGUGGCUCGGCUUCGCGCUAUAUCACCCCGUACUCAUCUCCACCAUCUCAGGACGGUUGGCUCAAUCGAUAUUGGCUACUUUGGUUCGGCUGAUCAUGACCACCAAGAUGAAGGCUAUUUGUAAUCUUGCAGUCUGGUGCAUUUCUGUUCAACAAUUGGAGGCUUCGGUGGUAGAGGAUGGAUUAACUCCCUUGCUCAAUGCUAUUGUUUAUGCCCUUGACAAUCCAUUUGGUUCUUUGUCUACAGCAUUUGAGGCUAUUCAGGGAGGAAAAACAAAUUGUUCAUAGAUGAUGUCAUUAGAUUUUUCCAUGCCUCUAUGAAUAGUGCAUCGAGCGGGCAGAGAGCAAGCGGGCAGCUGCGAAGAGGCAGAGAGCGAGCGGGCAGCUG